AUGGGUCGCAGCUAUAUUGUUGAAGAGGAUGUAGAGGGAUAUUUGUCCAAACUGUGCUCACAGCUCACAGGUCCAGUUACAGGGCUGCUUAUUGGACAGAGCUUGGUUAAAAGGGAUUUUAUCGUCAUGGCAACAAGGACACCCCAAAAUGAGUCUGCUGAUGCUGGAAAGUCAGUGGACAAGGAGUGGGUGUCUGAGCAUGCAAGACAGGUAUCCAGGAUGCUGCCUGGAGGCCUGUCUGUGUUGGGAGUUUUUAUGGUCAGUGAGAGUGAUGCCAAGGACACUCUAACCACCCUCCGACAGUUGCUGUUUUCAGUGGAGAACCUGAUCUCCUCCGAGCAGCUCUGGAUGCCUGCUGGAGAUGAUGUAACAGACUGCGUCACGCUCCACAUCAACCCCAAAACCAGAAAAACUGUCUGCAGAACCUUUGAUGUCAAAGACCCAAAGAGUGUUGCCAAGCCCGCCGAUUGGAAGUACCAAUCAGGCGUGUGUUCUUCUUGGGCUACGGUGUCCUGUUGGCUGAAUAUAGACCUGUUGGUACCACUCCCAGGCAGCAUAACCUGCACUAAACCUGUGGAUGACUGUCUUAAGGAGGAGCUGAAAGUUUGGGCGCAGCAGAUUGAGAGGGGAGUUUGUCUAAUAGAAGGAAAGAAGCUGCCGGAAGAUUCGGAGAUCAAAACGGGACAGAAAAAGAAUGUGAGACAGACCUACACAGCUCAGUUGCUCAUCACACCGGAUGGGCAGAUGGUCCCAGAUGUGGUCCAGCAGUGUGGAGGCAGUUUGUCUGUCAGAGGCGCGAUCCAUAGCAGAGCUUUCUUACACAGCAACAAACCCAAAGCUAAACUGGCUGAGAAGCUGUUGAAGAGAGAUAUAAUUUCUACGGUGGCCACAAGAGUUCAGAUGCUGCUGGAGGAGCCGCAGACACAAACCGAGGAGAACAAAGAGAGAAAACAGACAGAGCAGUUCUGCCUCCCUCGUCGUGUCUUCUGUCCAGUAAAAGCCACCAGCCCACUGUGUGUGUGCGACUACCAGUUUAGUGAUGAGGGAUUGUCGGAAAUGACAGAUCGGUUUAAGGAGAUGUUGGACAUAGAGGCAACUGAAGCAGACUUGGACAUUACACAGGAAUUGAUCACCGAAGUCAUAGAGAGCAACGCUAAAGAAGAGUCAUUAAUGGAAGAAGCUGAGCCGCCGCAUCCCUGGAGGAACAACUACAUAGGUGUUGCCAUGGCUACCGCUGUCGCCCUGCUGGCCUCGGCUGCAUCGAUGCUGUAUCUCAGUGAUGCUUGAAGCAUUGUCCAAGUCUUAAAUUUAAAGAUAUUGUGUUAAUAUCUUAGGUUUUAACACAAAUGAUAUUUUGUUAAAACCUUCUGCCUGAAUCAGAAAUCCAAUAUAGAGUUUUAGAAAAG
Molecule: messenger RNA, 1406 nt
Organism: Cyprinodon tularosa
Lineage: Eukaryota; Metazoa; Chordata; Actinopteri; Cyprinodontiformes; Cyprinodontidae
Gene: odr4
Product: odr-4 GPCR localization factor homolog
Exons: 13
Coding region: 1-1287 (428 amino acids)
Biological process (GO): intracellular protein localization
Cellular component (GO): endomembrane system
Source: RefSeq, a predicted model, not a curated record